Molecule: messenger RNA, 2046 nt
Organism: Schizosaccharomyces japonicus yFS275
Lineage: Eukaryota; Fungi; Ascomycota; Schizosaccharomycetes; Schizosaccharomycetales; Schizosaccharomycetaceae
Product: tRNA (guanine-N2-)-methyltransferase catalytic subunit Trm11
Exons: 6
Coding region: 447-1709 (420 amino acids)
Biological process (GO): tRNA processing
Cellular component (GO): tRNA methyltransferase complex; cytoplasm
Molecular function (GO): tRNA (guanine(10)-N2)-methyltransferase activity; tRNA binding; tRNA (guanine) methyltransferase activity
Source: RefSeq, a predicted model, not a curated record
GACGAAUGGACUCUUCGAAUGCAGCCUUUGCUUUGUCGAACUCUCCCUGCUCAGCAAAAACCUCACCGAGCAGCUCGUAAGGCCGGCUGUCUUUUUCUGUGCAUAAUUUUGUUGCUUGUUCAGCUAGACUUAAGGCUUCCGAAACCUCGCUUUGAAGAAGUUUUUCUUUUGCUGCACUCAACAGUACAUCCAAUUCUGCCAUCUUAAGAAUAAAAACAAAACUGAUGGGCUUUGACUUAGCGCUUGUCAAAGGUGUUGUUCUUGAAACCACCUUAAAAAAAAACACCUUCAACCGAAAAACUAAGUUGGAACCGUUACGGAGCUUGUCCUUUUUUUUUCGACAACCAAAUUAUUGAGCCGGAUUUGGGUAUCCUUUCUCUUUUUGAUUGACUAUUGUUGGUUUUGUUUGAAAAAUUAAAACUGUGUGAUUCUAAGCAAAAGUUCCAAUGAAGUGCUAUAUACUUCAUUUUUCUUCUACCCACAAGGAUUUUCAUUUACCAGAACUUGAAACUCUUUCAAAAAUUGAGAAUGUUCCUUUUUCUAUAACAGAACGGAGUUCCAAUCCAUUUUGGAUCGUGCAAAUCGAAGACGAUGAAAGCGCAAGAAAGCUAGUGAAACGUUCUAUUUUCUGUAAGGGAGUGUACGAAUUGUAUGGAUGUAGCGAUACAUUGGACAAUCUCCAUGAGUUGCUAAAGAACAUGCAACCAAAACCCUGGGAAUUGUACUCGCAAACAACGUAUAAGUUUUCCAUUGAAAGUUAUGGUAAACAUCUUACAAUGGAGGAGCAACUGAACGUUAUAAACCAGUUUGGUUACCUUCAUUUGAACGGCAAAGUGAGCAUGAAAUCUCCGGACUGUAUUUUCACUGUAUUGGAAGACAAUGAGAAAAAGUCUGACAGCAAAGUAAAGGCAUAUUUCUGUCGUAAGCUUGGUGUUGGUUCACGUGAUGCAAUUGAUAAAUUCGAUCUCAAGCAAAGACGCUAUAUUGGUAUUACGAGUUUUGAAUCUGAGCUUUCUUUAGUUACAGCACAAAUGGCCAUGGCCGGACCAGCAAAAGUUGUCUAUGAUCCAUUUGUAGGAACUGGUAGUUUCUUGUAUACAUGCAGCUUUUUUGGUGCUCAUACGAUCGGUUCUGAUAUUGACGGUCGUCAAAUGCGUGGUAAAAACAGUGUGUCAAUUAGGGAGAACAUUGCUCAAUACAACCUGCAGUCAAGCUUCUUGGAUGUUUUUACAUCUGAUAUAACUCAUUGUCCUAUAAGAGAAUCUUUCCUCCUUGACGCCAUCGUUUGUGAUCCUCCUUAUGGUGUGCGUGCAGGCGCAAAACGUAUUGCUUCAAUCCAGAAUAUUAUCAAGGACAAGGACACAAAACCAAUUCUUCACCGCUAUCCCAAACUUGAGCAUUAUGAGAUCUGCGAUCUUGUAAAGGAUCUCGUCGAUUUUGCGGCAAAAAGACUUGUUGAUGAAGGACGACUAGUGCUUUGGUUGCCUACUAUUACUGAAGAAUACUCUAUCGAUGAUAUCCCCAAACAUCCAGCUCUUCGACUACUCUAUAAUAGCGCUCAACACUUUAACCACUGGUCAAGAAGACUAUUAACGUUUGAACGUCUCCCGAGAGCUACAGUGGUGAAAAACAAUAUUACUCAAAAUUCUGAGCAUUUACCAGCUCACUAUAAGUUUAGAGAAAAGUAUUUUGGCAAUUCUCCUCAAUAAAGGGAAUAAAGUUUUGAAAAUAAAAUUUGUACAUACUUUAGUAUUAUUUUAUGUAUCGUUUACUCUAACAAUCUUCAUUAUUUACGUAGAAACAUAAGAAUACCAAUCUCGUGAAAUCAAAAUGAAAAAUAAUGCAAUUAUCAUAUAAUUUAAGUGCAAUAACACAUGACUUGGCAUACGAGAAUGUUAAAUUUAUGCACUAACCGUUACUAAUUCUCGAUAUUUUUCUGUCAUCGUUUCUACUUGCAAGUACUCUCCUAUAACAGACCAAGGAUUAUUGGCAAUAACGAUUUCCAGAGUUUAUUGCAUAAGAGGAAAAUAAUAUAAGUUUGACUUC